GUAUAAUGAACCCCCUCAAGAUGUUUGGAAGAACCCUUAUUCUACGUUGCAUAGCAUCUUGACCUGUGGGCUUUGCCUGGCCAAGCCAUUGUGAGCGUUGGGUAGAGAGGAGUUCUUGACGAUCCGAUGGCAGCCGGCGCGCCUGACGAAAAAUUCCAAAAGCUUCGAGAAGAAAAUGAGCGGCGUCGAAAGAAAAAGGAGGAAGAGGAGAAGCGGCGGAAACAGGAUGAGGAACAGCAGGCCAAGGAGGCUCUGGAGCGGCGCCGUCUGGAGCGGCUGGAGCAGGAUGAGCGCAUGCGGAAGCCCUGGCAGCAGCCGCCCGCGCCUAAGAAGCCCAUCCUGCGUAAAGGAGCCAAGCAGAAGCCCAUGCAGCCUGCCAGCCCCGCUGUGGACCCCGUGCGGCAGUCCCAGGCGGAGGAGAAGCGCAAGGAGUGGCGGCAGGGGCUGCAAGACUUCAUUCGCCAGCAGCGCCAGGCAGCCAAGACGGGUGCUGGCGGCGCGGCUGCUGGUGGGGGUGGUGGCGGCGGGGGAGGGCAGGCAGCUGGAGGCGGGGGCGGGGGCGGACCCGUGGUUCCGCUGACGUGGGAGGAGCUGCGGAUGGCGGCGGAGGCGGGGUUCGAUGAGCUGCUGCGGCAGCAGGAGCUGCAGGCGGAGCAGGAGCCCCAGUCACGUGCCACACGGCACCGCUCACCGUACAGGGGGCCAUUCCGUGGGACUCCAGCCCCGCCGCAGGAGACGGUCCAAGUAGCGCUCGUCCCCACGCAGCAGUACCCGCCGCUGCCCUUACCGGCGGCGGCGUCCUCACCCCCUCCGCUACCGCCGCCAGGGGCGAGCCCCCGUCAGGGGGGAGGUACGGCAGCGGACCCUGCUGGGCAGCAUGGCAACAUGGCCGCUUCCAGCCUCAGUCCCGGGCUCAGCAGCGAGGCAUCCGCCCCAGCAGCCCCUGCCAUGGCCGCCGGCUGGCCACAACGCCAAGGAGAGGGCGCUGCUGACGGCGGUGAUGCCGAAGAACCCGCGGCUGUGCUGUACCCUCCGCGGUCGGAGGACGCCAUGGUGCCCGGGAGGAGCAGCUGGACGGAUGGGGGAUAUGGCGCGCCUGGGAAUGAAGCGGUUAGCAAUGGUCCUGCUAAGGGCUACGUCGGCGGUGGCGGAGAAGUAGGGGAAAGUGGCAUGAGUGGCGGUGGCGGUGGUGCAGGCAACAGCGUCGCCAGCUCCGGCGGCCUACGUCGCGGCGUGACGGCGGCGGCGCGGCACCGAGCGGCUCCUCUGGACCACGCGUCUCUGGACUUGGACGCUAAUCCCUCAGCGGCUGCUGCAGCUGCGGCUGCUGCACCAGAUCAGAUGGGCGGCCCUAGGUCGCCACGCAGCCCUGGCCAGCGAUUGCCGCUGCCUGGCCCAUACGACUCGCCGUCUCAGCAGCAGUGGCCCGAUCAGGGCGCGCAGCAACAGCAGUGGCCGGAUCACCCGCAGCCGCCGCCGCAGCAGCAACAACAGCAGCAGCAGCAAAGGCACUCCGCGGGGCAACGGCUGGCGAUCCCUGCGGACCCCUUGGAGGCGAGCCUCAUGGAGGGCGGCACAUUGGCAGCGCUUCAGCGGGAGGAUGGCUUCAGGCUGUCAUCUCCGCGACCCACGGGUCAGCCACAGCAGCAUCACCAGCAGCAGCAACAGUGGGAGCAACGGGCGCCGUAUCCAGAGCCGCAGCAUCACAAGGCGGUGCAGCAGCAGCGUGGCGAGGGGCCGAUGCUGCCACAGCAGCAGCCGCAGCAGCAGGUCGCAGGGCAGGACCAGCGCCAUGCCCGGCGGGGUUGGGGCGUCCCGUCGCAACCGCCGAAGCAGCUGCAACACCUGGCUGACCCACAGGAUGGCCUAGCCCUGCCGCCAUGGGCGGUUUCCAACGCAGACGCUAAGCCAGUGAUGGAAGCAGCAUUGGGCAUGAAGGAGGGUGCAAUGGGCGGUUAUGGUGCGGCCCCAGUGGGCGUGCAGACGCCGCCGUUGCCGACGCAGUGUCCCUCGCCGGAAACCUUGCGUCACAGCAUUGGCGUUGGCGAUAGCUGCGGGCCAGAGAUGUGGCAGCGGGAGUCGGUAAUGCUGCAGCAGUCCCCGCCGUUGCAGGUAUCCGGGCAAGGCGGCAAUGAGGGUACGGGUGGUGCACAGCCCAGCAUGCAAAGCGCCGCAGAGGGAGCGUCACUGUUGCAGGCACCGCAACCACAUCUGCAUGAAAGGCUGCAUGAGCAUGCUACAUGGACACCGCAGCGGACAGCGGAGUCGUACUCACCCCUUGUCGACCAAAGCAUUGACCUGGUUCGCUUCUCUUCGCCGCCCGGUCCGACGAUCUGCGGCGGAGCUAUGGAGGCGGCGGUGUCUCCGGACGCCAUGACCCUCUUGUCGCAACCCCUACACUCCCAAAAGGAACAUCCGGGCGUGUGCCAGGAGCAGUCCAGCUUUCCAACCGGCACAACUCGGGGCAUUACUGCGGCUGAGCCACGCUCGGUAGCUGCUGCACAGGAGCCGCCACCCAUACCGAUACCUGCUGACUCCAGCACUACCGGCCUCGCGCAUCCCUCUGUCGUAGCAGGUCCGCCGCAGCCCGCCGGCACUAGCAGCUCAUCCACCCCGCAUGCACCUGCCAACACAGCCCCACGUGACAGCGUAAGCUCGCUGCGGCAACCGUACGGCAAGUCUCUCGCAAGCUCCGCGGAUCUCCUUGCCUCGCAGUCCCUGCCCUCCCCUGCCCAGCAGCCGCAGCAGCCGCUGGUGUUUCCGCCCAUGGCACCUCCUCGACCGCCCUCCUCUGCUGGCCUGCCGCCCCUACCCAGCGGCCACCAUGCAGCCUCCACCCUGCCGACACCCCAUGCGGCCUCCACUUCUGAAUCCGCUCCCAUGCAGCCUUGUACGGCAUCAGCACCUGCGUCCGCAACCACAGCGCCUGUUGCUGCGUCGUCAUCUGCGUCCCGACCGCAGCCCCCGCAGCAACAGCAGCAACCGCCACAUGCGCAACCGCAGCAGCCGCCCAUGCGGGCUCCCUCGCCGCCAGCGUCGCCGCCUCGCACCUCCUCCACGCCGCACCGCCUCCGCCGCCACUCAGCCUCCACCGCGUCCACGUCGUCUGGCUCCGGUACCCUAGCAGCCAUCUCAGCGGCCGUCAGCGGGGGCGGCGCCAGCGAACAAGCGCACCCGCCGCCGCGGCCGCUCUCUGCGGAUGCUGUGGACCUCCAGGGACCGGCUCCAGGGAGCGCUGCUGCUGCCGCUAUUGUUGCUAAGCCUGCAGCGGCGGCGGACACUGCCACACGAAGCCAGCAACCACCAUCACAACCUGCCUACACAAACGAACAGCAGCUGCCUCAGCCGCUUCAGAGUGUUGCUGAACCGAUAUCCGUAGCUCCUCAAGGGCAGGUCCUGGCUCCCAAGCCCACUGCGCAGGCGCCGAUGGCACUCUCGCAAGCGGCGCCGCCGGCCGCCAGCCCAUCGUCCCCUCGUGUGCCUGGCGUGGUGGCUGCCACACCUGCUUCCCCCAGUUGCCUUGCGGGGCCUCCCCCGCCUCCUCCGCAUGCCUUCCCUGUAGCCAUGGCAGUUCCAACGACGACGUCUGCCGCAGCUGGACUGUCGUCAACGCCCACAGCUCGCAGUACGGCAGCGUACGACAACUUGCAUGAGCCUCCCGUCGUUGCCGAGGAGCCCAGUGAGGAGGAUCUCCCACCUCCUGCAGCAGCCCUCCCGCCACAGCAGCGGCCCGGUCCGGCAGCCGGCAGCAGCGGUGCCGGUAGCGUGCACAGCUCCUACGCCCAGCAAGCCAUGUAUGCAGUAACUGCACCCAUGGAUGACUACGUUGUUGAUGAGGAAGAGGAGCAGACUGGUGUGGUUGGUCCUGCAGCACAUGCCGCGCAUGCAGACGAGGUGGAGAUCGACGUGCAGGCUGCGGGCGAGGCUGUCCGCGGCAGCAGCAGCGGCCUCUCCGUGCUGCGGCGGCCGGGGUCAUGCGGCCUGGCUUCCUCACUCGGACGGCCGCCGAGUACCCCGGAGGGCAGUGUGCUGUCAGGUAGCCACAUCUCGGCGCGCCCGGGGUCGGGCUCGGGGUCCGUGUCUGCGUCGCUGCGGCCGAGCUCGGCACAGGGGGCUGCAGCCUGGGGCUCGGGAUACCAAGCCUCACUGCUGGACGACUCGGUGUCGAGCUUUGACUUUAGGGUGCGAUCCGCGGGCACGUCGAGGCCAGCCACGGCGGCGAAUGCGGCGGCGGAUGCCGCUUUGGUUUCGCCGCCUGUGGAGCAGGAUGAGGCGCCGCGGGUACAGCAGCAACAGCAGCUGCUGCAGCGGAGGCAGGACCUGGGGCUUCAAGAGCAGCAGCAGGGGCAGCAGCCGCUGGCGGCGCCGGUGGCUGCGUGGCAGGGGCAGGAGGAGCAGCCCCGGAGGGUGCAGAGCCAGGGGCAAGGACGACAAGCGCAUGCGCCGCAGCGGCAUGUUAGAAGCCAUGUCGGGGCGACACAUGCGUUCGAGGUGUUGCAGCCGCCAGCUGGCACAUUAGGGGGUGGAAGCGGCGGCAGGGCUUACGCUGGCGAAGGCAGCGAAGGCGACGCUGGUCAACCGUUUGUAGAGGAGCCCGUGGUCAGCGAGCGGAUCGAGCCAAUGCCAGCAGGUAAAGCAGCAGCUUUAGCUCCGAGCGCCAACAGCAGUUCUGUCAUGUACGGCGGGCCGCCUGUUGUGGCCGCUGCCGUACCUCCACCGCUGCCGUACGCCGCUGUAGAGGCUCCGGGUGCUGCUCCAGUUCCUACUGCUGCUGCUGCCGCCGCCGCUGCUCCCCCAAUUGCUGCUGAGCCCGAUCUGGACGACUUGAUGCGAGAGAUCCAGGCGCUUUCGGCGCUGCGUAAAGCACUCAAGGCGGAGUUUGAAGGUAUGGGGCGCGGGGAGGCGGUUGCGGCCUUGGGAACCCUUUCCGCAAACUUCGUGCCGGUUUCGGAGCCCGCAGCGGCUGCUGAUGAGGUUGAGGACACUGCUGGCACGCAGCUGCAGCCGCCACCGCAGCAGCAGCAGCAGCCACUGGAACACGCAGUGCAGCAGCAGCAGCCUUCUUCUUAUCCUGGUAUGGUACAGCAGCACCAGCACCAGCAGCAAGUAGUGGCGCCCCAGGUGGCACCAACGCCGGCGCCAGCGCCGGUGCAGGAACCUGCGGCACCGCUGCUGCAAUGGAGUGUUCCGAGCCGAGCCGGAGCGGGGGUCCCUACUGCACCGGGAGCAGCGUCUGUUCCGUACGGGGCUACAGCUGUACGGCAGCAGCAGCAGCUGGCUGAAUCUCAGCAGCCGGAGUACCCGCAGCAGCAGCAGCAACAACACCAUGUGUCCCAAGGUCCGCCGCAGCCGCAGCAGCUACACACGCAGCAGGCACUACCCGUCACAGCCGCGCAGCUGCCCACACCGCAGCUGCCGCAGCAAGAAUACCGGCAGCAGCAGCAGCAACAACCAUAUGCCAGAGUCCCCCAGCAGCAACAGCAGCAGCGGCACCAGGCGCCCCCAACCAGUUUGCACCCGCCCCAAGCCAUUAGCAUGGACCAACCGGCUCCGCUAGCCACCUUGACUCCCUCCAUCCAGGCCGCUGCUGCUCCCACGGCUUCGUUUGGUGGGGCCCAAGCGGUGCUGCCAGCAGGCGCCGCCUGGGGCGUGGAUUCCGCCUCCGCCUCCGCUGCUGUGGAGGAGCCCCAGGUCGGCUCAUUCGCCUUUGCUCCGCCUGCAGGCGCCGCCAUGGACAGCAUUCCGCUCGCUGCCGUGCUGUCACCGCCGCCACUGCCCAUGUCGCAGCCGGUUCUCCCCGUAGCGGCGACGGCUGCACCCCAGCCAUUACCGCAACCGCAGCCGCAGUCACAGCCGGUGGCAGCACCUGCAGCCCUGCAGUGGACGAUACCCGUGGCUGCCGGCGGUGGAGGCGGAGGCGCAGCGCCCGCGCCGUGCAAUUCAUCACCUCAACGCCUGGGCAGCCGCAGCAGCCAGGGUACUGCCGGGUCGCGAGGCGCUUCAACACCCACCAGGACCGCCCACCGGCCAGCUCCCCCGUCCGCAGGUGGCUACGCGAUGCAGCCCUCAGCAGACAGCUUUGGCGGCUCGGACACUCGGAGCGCCAGUCGAGGGAGGGCUCCUCAGCCCAUUGCCACCAUCAACGCCAACGCGGCAACAGGCAAUCGCGCCGUCGGUGGCGGGGCAGCUGCACCCCCGGAGCGGCCGCUGAUCAACGAGGGGAGUUACGUCCAGGCAGCUGCCCAGGCGAGGGAGCGUGCCGAACAGGAACGUGCAGCCCGGGAGGCCCUCAAAGCGGAGGCCGCAGCCGCCAAGGCUGCAGCCCUCAACAAGAGCAGGGCCGCGGACCGUACGGCAACGACAGCGGCGUCACCAGGGGUAGCGUCGCCGUCGGGUGCUGGGGCCGGGCCGCUGGGGCCGAAAGCGCCGUCCACCAUUGGCUCCUACGUACGGCAGCCUUCGCCGUCACCUGUACGGCCGUCUGGCCGGGCCGCGUCGACGGGGCGUGGAGACCUGAGCGCCGGCCCGUCCGAGGCUGCAUUGGUGCAGCCGCCGCCGCCGUCGCAGCAGCAGCAGCGGCAAGGGGCGGGUACUCCCACCCGCUCGCGUAUUCCGGCGCCUCCGUUGUUCAGAGACGCCCCUGCUGCUGGCGCGGCCGCUGCCGCCAACGGCGGGGGCGGCGUCCCUCCAGCCCGAGAGGACUCCUUCGAUAGCGAUUUGGACUUCCUCGAACGUGCGUCCAUUGUCUCAGAAACAACCGAGACCACCGACUCGCCAUCGCCGCCACCGCCGCCGCGGCGGGAAGCUUUCGCCUCACCGCCGCCAGCCGCUGCCGCCGCCAGUACGGCAUACCGUGAGCGUCUGGCGGAGGCGCGGCCCAAGCCGCUGCGCAUCCCCAAUUCGGGCUCCGCCACACCCAUGGGCGGGGGAGCUAGCACGGCAAGCACCGUAGCUAGCCAUGCGGUACCUACCGGCGGAGGCAGGGCCCCCGCCGCCGCCGCCGCCGGCGCCCGUGGCGGGGGCGGCGGCGGCAAGCCGUCGACGCCCUUCACGGCGGCCAUCCGUGAGCUGAUGGGACUGCCUGGUUCAGCGCCGUUGGAGCAGUCGCGGGCUGCUGCUGCUGGGGGCCGCCAGUCGGGAGGAGGGGGUCGCGUUGGCGCCGGUCAGCUGCAGCAGCAGCAGCAGCAGCUGGGGGCCCCUCGGCGGAUGUCGGAUGAGGAGGACCAGCUGCUGGCGUCGUUGCAGAGGCUGGACGCGGAUAUACUGCGCAGGGGUCUCAUGGCCGCCGGCAUCAUCACCCAGCCGCCAACCGCACCCACCAACGGCACCACCGCAGCGCCAGGCGCCAAGGCCGCUGCUGCCGGCAGCAGCAAGACCCGCGCCGGGGCUGCGGGCGCUAGCACCGCUGCUGCUGCUGCUGCUGCCGGCGGUGGUGGCGGCGGCAAGGGCGGCGCGCUGAGCAACUCGUUCCAGCAGGAUCAGCUGCGAGAGAGUCUGGAGAAGCUGGACGUGCGGCUAGGGGCGCUCAGGAGGAAGAUGGAAGAUCGAGCCUGCAUGAUGGGCGUACCGUUCUCUGGAGCGACAACCGCCGCGCCGGCCCCCAACGCACCAUCCUCCGCAGCCUCAGCCGCUGCUGCCGGGGGCAAGCGCGACGCCACACCUCAGCGCGAGGAGCGCCGAGGGCCGCCCGCCACACUCGCCAAGUCGCGCACGCCCACUCCCAACAAGGCCAAAGCCAUUCGCGACCAGCGGCAGCAGCAGCUCAGUGCCGUACAAGGCCCGCCGCCGCCGCCGUCACGCGUGGCGGGUGCGACGAGCGCGGCUGCGCCGCCCAAGCCUGCGUCUGCGCCUACCUUGGGAUCUCAGGGUGCUGCUGAGCUCUCCUCGGCGCUUCAACAGCAGGGCGUGACGCAGACGACACAGGCGCCGCCGCUACAGCAGCAGCAGCAAUACGCAGGGUACGCUGGCGGCGGAGGCGGACAAGUUCCAACAGCUGCGGCGAGGGCAAUGGCGGGACAGCCAGUCGGCAUGCCACCACGGCCGCCCGGUCCUGCAGUCAGAGCACCCGCCAGCGCACCCUCAGCACCCUCCGCCGUCAACGCUGCGACACAGCAGCAACAGCAGUUCCUGCAACAACAACAACAGCAGCAGCAACAACAACAGCAGAUGUACAUGAUGCCACCGCCAGGCGCGCAUCAGGGUAUGAUGCCCGCUGGGGCCAUGCCCAUGCCGUACGCUGCCAUGCCCCCCGGCGGAGUUGGCGGCGGAGCCAUGCCCAUGUACGGCAUGCCUCCGCAAUUGCCACCAGCGCAGGUGGCUGCAGGGGGACAGCAGGUGGCGUACGUGCCCGCCGUACUUCCCAACGGUCAGGUGGCGUACGUUCCACAGUACGUCUCUUCCUCCGCUGCACCAGCUGCUGGUGUCCCUCCUGCAGGGGCUUUCCCUGGGUUCAUGCAGGGCCACCCGCAGAUGCCGCCUCAGCAGCAGCAGCAGCACUAUGCACAGCAAGGCGGGCCCAUGCUUGCAUGGGGGGCUCCGCAACAGUCUCAGCAGCAGCAGCAACAUCCCGCCCCAACGGCGGUGGCAGCGGGGAUGCCGUACAACGGCGGCCACACGAUGCAGUACCAAGGAGGUGGAAGCAGCGGCGGCGGCUCUGCGGCAUCUGGAGUGAGUUUGUACUCGUUUGACAGGUCACAAUCCGGACCCAUGGGUCAUGGCAUGGCGGGUAUGGCCUCCUACGGCCCGGGGCAAGACGGGGGCGCUGGCGGCGGCGGCGCCAGCAGUGGCGGUGGUUACGGCGGUCAUGGUACGACAAACCAACAACAGCAGCAGCACAACGCGUUGCCGUACGCAACGGGGCCGCCGCCCAGCGGCCCUCUGCCGCACUACCAAAGCACGGUCAUGCGAACCCGCAGCAUCGGCAGUCGAGAUGGUGAGGCUAUGGUCGCCGCCGCAACUGCCGCGGGGGUCAUUCCCUCGCAUCUCGGCUACCAAGGCCAACAGCAGCAACAUUACCAACAGCAACAGCAACCACCGCAUCAACAACCCAUGUACGACAACAACCAACAGUUUGCCGUACAGCAACAGCAAUCCAUGGCAGCUCAACAGCAUUACCAGCAGCCCCAGCAGCAUCAAGCGCACUCCUCGCAGCCUCACCAAGUACAGGUGCAAUCGUUCGGGCCCAAUGGGACUACUACGCGCGGUGUGGCAGGCA
Messenger RNA from Astrephomene gubernaculifera, 9214 nucleotides. The record is from the annotation of a GenBank genome assembly. NCBI's taxonomy places the organism in Eukaryota, Viridiplantae, Chlorophyta, Chlorophyceae, Chlamydomonadales, Astrephomenaceae.